This is a messenger RNA of Caretta caretta (loggerhead turtle), 2727 nucleotides long. RefSeq names its product amyloid beta precursor protein binding family A member 3 (gene APBA3). NCBI's taxonomy places the organism in Eukaryota, Metazoa, Chordata, Testudines, Cheloniidae. Gene Ontology annotation, cellular component: plasma membrane; dendritic spine; cytoplasm. Gene Ontology annotation, molecular function: amyloid-beta binding; protein binding. The record is from RefSeq and is a predicted model, not a curated record. Gene Ontology annotation, biological process: chemical synaptic transmission.
GGGGCUCGGGGGCGAGCGAAGUUUCGCUCCGCAGCCACAUCAAGGGCAGCUGCGGGCAGGAGGGGGGCGCCUGGGGCGGCUGCGGCGCGGCAAGAGUUAACUGACCCCGGGUUCCUGCGCCGCUGCGUCUCCCGGAGUUGCUGAAACUUUCUUGGAAUGUAGGGCGAGUUUCUUCUUCCCCCACCUGGGCAGGAGCGACUGUGAUGGACAACGGCAUGGACUUCCAAACCGAUGUGCACCCGGGGCCUGGCUUUGGCAGCCACAACCUUCCCGGGGAGCUCCUGGAGCCUCCAGCCAUGGACCUGGAGGAAGGGGCCUCGCCAACACUGGCCAUACCAACGGCCUGUGAACAAAGCCUGCGCAGCCUGCAGCAGCCCGGAUCCCCCUUCAGUGCCCUGCGCUCCAACCUCAACCCCUCUGCAGCUGAGGCUGAACUGUCUGUUGGUGCAGCCAUCGCAGAGCCGACUGUCCCCGAAAGCCCUCUGAGGGGCCUGCAGACCCCCGGCCCCGCAGCUGCUCCUGACUCAGCCCUCCAGGCAGCUGGGGAAGCACGUGAUGAUGCUUGCAGGGACCUGGGAGGGGGGAUGGAAGACUGCGAGGACACUGCAGCACCUGGGAGCGAUGCUGACUGGAAAGGGAACCCAGAGGGAGCCCACCCGGGGGUGGAUUGUCCCAGAGUCCCGGCCAGCACGGAGCAGGGUGACCUGGUUUGCAUGGACCUGGAUGAGGAGCCUGAGGCCCACCUGAGAGGGGAGGAGUGGGCCGAGAGUGUGGAGGAUGACGACCAGUUGGAGAUCCAGGGCCUCCUUGCCCAGCUCCAGAUCCUUAGCCCCAGCUUCCACGACGACUUGCCUGCCUUGGAGGACGACCCGCUGCUGGCGUCGGACUGUGGCGCAGGCCCUUUUGGGGGAGACGCAGCACUUCCCCACAAACGGGCCUUUGGCGGCUGCCGGGGCCUGCUGGGCGAGUGCCCUCCCUGCCUGCUGCACGUUGCCAUGGGGAGAGGCCUGGCAAUGCAGCCCUGCCAUGCUCAGCCCUCCGCCUGCUCCCGGAGGAGCCAGGAGAGCCAUGGCCUGCUCUUUGCAGAGGCUGACCGGGAGGACUUGCUAAGCCUCCUGCACCAUGAGGGGGGGCUCCCAGCGGAGGCCACUGAGGAGACCCCCCUCGCCAGGUCAGACAUCCUGGCUGGGAGCGACGGGGAGGUCCUGCAGUGUCAGGAGAGCCCAGUGGCCCAGCAGGCGGAGGAGGCCGCUUCACAGCCAGGCAGCUCGCAGGCAGAAGGCUCCUGCCGGUGGUAUCGGAGAGGGGGAGCCCACGAGAGAGACUCUGCCUGUGUGUCCCCGGGCAGUUGGGACAGCUCCCCAGAGCCCGUGUGGGUGGCCAUGUCCCCUCCUCCCAGCCAGGGUCUGGAGCAGCCCUCCCCCAGGAGCACAGCUGUUAAAGAAUCCCAGGCGGCCUAUCCGGCCUUCAAAGAGGUGGCAGGCCCCUGUGAGCCGGAGGAUCUCCUGGAUGGAGUGAUCUUCGGAGCAAAGUAUCUAGGCUCUACACAGCUGGUCUCGGAGAGGAACCCCCCUGCCAGCGUCCGCAUGGCGCAGGCCCAGGAGGCCGUGGACAGGAUAAAGGCGCCGGAGGGGGAGUCCCAGCCCAUGACCGAGGUGGAUCUGUUUGUCUCCACCCAGAGGAUCAAGGUCCUGACGGCCGACUCGCAGGAGGCCAUGAUGGACCAUCCGCUCCAGACCAUCUCCUACAUUGCGGACAUCGGCAGCAUCAUUGUGCUGAUGGCGCGCAGGAAGCUGCCGCGGCGGGCAGACACCUCGCAGGAGAAGCGGCUCUACAAGAUGAUCUGCCACGUCUUCCAUUCUGCGGACGCUCAGCUGAUUGCCCAGGCCAUCGGGCAGGCCUUCAGCGUGGCAUACCAGCAGUUGCUGCAGGCCAGCGGCAUCGACCCGAGCCAACUCUCCCCUGGCCAGGACAGCCGCGCCCUGGAGAGCCAGGAGCUGCACAACGGGGACCUGGCCCACUUCUCCAAGCAGGAGAACUGCAAGGAUGUCUGCAUCCGCAAGCAGAAGGGGGAGAUCCUGGGCGUCGCUGUGGUGGAGUCGGGCUGGGGCUCCAUCCUACCCACCGUGGUCGUCGCCAACCUCAUGCAUGGCGGCCCUGCGGAGAAGUGCGGGGAGCUGAGCAUCGGGGACCGGCUUAUGUCCGUCAACGGGACAAGUCUGGUGGGGCUGCCCCUGAGCACCUGCCAGAGCAUCAUCCGGGACCUGAAAUCGCAGACCGAGGUGACGCUGAGCAUCGUGCACUGCCCGCCCGUCACCACGGCAAUCGUCCGCCGGCCCGACUCCAAGUACCCGCUGGGCUUCUGCGUGGAGGAUGGCAUUAUCUGCAGCCUGAUGCGAGGGGGGAUAGCGGAGAGAGGCGGCAUCCGAGUGGGCCAUCGCAUCAUCGAGAUCAACGGGCAGAGCGUGGUGGCCACGCCGCACGAGAAGAUCAUCCAGCUCCUAACACAGGCCAUCAGCGAGGUCCAUAUCAAGACCAUGCCGGCCUCCACCUACCGGUUACUGACAGGCCAGGAGCAGCCCAUCUUCCUCUGAAGGGUGGAGUUUGCAUUUACCCCGUCUGUGGCUCUGCACAUGUACCAGCUACGUGGCUUUGGGGCCCCGGCCUGGGGCAGCAGCCCACAAGGAAAGGAUGUCACUGCAUCUCCAGUUCCCUCGGGGCCUGCUG